CGCCUCCUUCCGGCGGAGGCCCCGCCCACACGCGCGGCCCGCUGCGCCCGGGACCCAGGUGGAGCACGCUGGCUGCGCCAUGCCCCCUCUGGAGGCGAUCCGCUACUCGCGGGGCUCGCUGCAGGUCCUCGACCAGCUCCUGCUGCCCCAGCAAUGCCGCUACGAGGAGGUGGACUCGGUGCGCCAGGCCUGGGAGGCGAUCCGCGCCAUGAAGGUGCGCGGCGCGCCUGCAAUCGCGCUCGUGGGGUGCCUCAGCCUGGCCGUGGAGCUGCAGGCCGGAGCUGGGGGGCCGGGACUCGCCGCGCUCGUUGCCUUCGUGCGCGACACGCUGAGCUUCCUGGUCACCGCCCGGCCCACCGCCGUCAACAUGGCCCGCGCUGCCCGCGACCUGGCCGACGCCGCAGCCCAAGAGGCCGAGCGGGAGGGCGCCACGGAGGAGGCCGUCCGGGAGAGAGUGAUCUGCUUCGCUGAAGACAUGCUGGAGAAAGACCUCAAGGAUAAUCGGAGCAUUGGAGAUCUGGGAGCCCACCACCUCCUGGAGCGGGCAGCCCCCACGGGCAGCAAGGUGACCGUGCUGACCCACUGUAAUACUGGUGCACUGGCCACUGCUGGCUAUGGCACAGCCCUGGGUGUGAUCCGCUCGCUGCACAACCUUGGCCGCCUGAAGCAUGUCUUCUGCACGGAGACCCGGCCCUACAACCAGGGGGCCCGGCUGACAGCCUUCGAGCUGGUCUACGAGCAGAUUCCCGCCACCCUCAUCACCGACAGCAUGGCAGCAGCUGCCAUGGCUCACCGGGACGUGUCAGCUGUUGUUGUGGGAGCUGACCGUGUGGUUGCCAAUGGUGACACAGCCAACAAGGUGGGCACCUACCAGCUGGCCAUCGCCGCCAAGUACCACGGCAUCCCCUUCUACGUAGCUGCCCCCAGCUCCUCAUGUGACCUCCGUCUGGAGACGGGCCAGCAGAUCGUCAUUGAGGAGCGCCCCGGCCAGGAGCUGACCGAUGUCAACGGGGUCAGGAUUGCAGCACCCGGAAUUGGGGUUUGGAAUCCUGCCUUCGAUGUCACCCCCCAUGACCUCAUCACUGGCGGCAUCAUCACAGAGCUGGGUGUCUUUACCCCCAAAGAACUCCAGGCAGCCCUAAGCACCACCAUCUUGAGGGUGGGGACAUUAGAUGGACCCCAGAAGUAACCAACCCGGCUCUCCAUACCCUUCUCCAUCCCCCUAGGUUUUAUAAUAAAAUGUAUUGAAUAGUCUGCCCCAAAGCUGACCUUCCCCCAAUUACACUUCUUCCUAGAGCAGGGAUAGCAGACAGAGUCGUUGCAUGGCUCUUAAAAGUGCAGCAGCUGGAGACAGGCUACCCAAGUCCUAUCCCAGUUCUGCCACUCUCUGCUGUGUGAUCUUGGCCAAGUCACCUCACCUCUCCAUGCUGUGGUUUCCUCAUUUAUAACAUGGGGACAAUACCUACGGCCUUCUUAGGUUGCUCUCAGGACUGGAACUAGGGUAACACCUUAGGCACAAAAUUUUAAACGGGACACCAAAAAGCUUAGUAACCAGGAUAAUACUUUCAUGCAGUAUUUUUAAAAAUCAAAAUGAAUGCAAGAAAAAUACAUGAGCCCUAACUGGUUUGGCUCAGUGGGUAGAGCGUCGGCCUGCGGACUGAAGGGUCCCAGGUUCGAUUCCGGUCAAGGCCAUGUACCUUGGCUGCGGGCACAUCCCCAGUAGGAGGCAGCUGAUAGAUAUUUCUAACUCUCUAUCCCUCUCCCUCUCUGUAAAAAAUCAAUAAGAUAUAUUUUUUAAACAUCCUUAUUUUAAAAAGAAAAUACAUGAGGGACAAAAUACCAAGAUACUAAAUAGAAUGGAAGCCUACCUUUGCACACCUUGACCUUAACCUCUGAUACCAGCCCUUGUCCCAAUAAAACUUUAUUUGCAACAUCAGACCACCCAUCUACAAGCAGUAGUUAAGCGGCUUGAUUUUUUUUUAAUAUGAAAAUGUUACUUUUAAAUGUUGAAAACACUAUCUUGAUUACAGAAUUUUUGGGUACCCUUAUAUUUUGCACCAGUAAGUGCCUAACUCACCUCAUUUUAGUUCUGGACUGAAUUUUACAUACAAAGUGCAUAAAACUAUACGUUUUACAAAGCAUGAGCGCCCAGUGAACAUCAGUUUGUCAUUGUAACUUCCCUUUCAAGUUUUUGCCAAACGCUGUCAAUAAAGUACCGUCUUUGUCAGAACGCCAA
Molecule: messenger RNA, 2236 nt
Organism: Myotis daubentonii (Daubenton's bat)
Lineage: Eukaryota; Metazoa; Chordata; Mammalia; Chiroptera; Vespertilionidae
Gene: MRI1
Product: methylthioribose-1-phosphate isomerase 1
Molecular function (GO): S-methyl-5-thioribose-1-phosphate isomerase activity
Source: RefSeq, a predicted model, not a curated record